AUGCGUCGCUACGGCUUCGUGAACUGUGUCUCCCCGGAUCACGCUGCCAAGCUUUGGCAUUACCUCGAUGGAUUUAGCGGCUUUGCCGGCAAUGGAUCGGCCAUUACGCUCCGUUGGGCAGAGAAGACGCAGGGCAAAGAGAGUUUGGUCAACACGUACCGCAACUGCUCAGUCAUGCACAGAUCGGUUCCCCACCUUUGCAAGCCGAUUUUGUUCCAGGACGGAGUCGAGGUGCCAUUCCCACGGCCCACGAAGAAACUGGAGAAGCCCAGGCUGCGCAACCGACGGGCCAAGAUGCCCGGGGCCGGCAACGACAUGGGGGAUGCCUAA
Messenger RNA from Symbiodinium sp. CCMP2592, 330 nucleotides. The record is from the annotation of a GenBank genome assembly. Lineage: Eukaryota; Dinophyceae; Suessiales; Symbiodiniaceae.